UAAUCACAUGGCUACAUUUGUUUCAGUGUCCUCAACUGUAAGGUUUCAUCUUGAAAGUUUAUCUAUUACUUCUUCUAUUUUCAGAUUAUGGACGGUCAAUGUACCUGCAGAAUCAGAAGAUAUCAUAAUAAAUAUACAUGGGAAGGCAAUAGCAUUUCAGGAAUGCUUUGUUCUAGAUACUCCCUUUAUAAUUCCAAGGCCUAAACAUUCAUUUCCCAGCAAAGAAAAUGAUGCCUCACUCGGUUCCCCCAGAAAUAGUGACAUGUCUAUUACAUGGUCGGCAUGUUUUCCGACAACAGCCGUUUUAUUAACAGACUUUGGAACUUUCUAUACGAGUGAUGGAUUCAGAACUUAUGAAGAAAUCAAAGUUCCUUCAGAUGUUUUGACCCAAGGCCUAAACAACAGUGUAACUGAUGUGGCUCUAACAGAUAAUGGAAUCUUAUUUUUAAUAAAUGGAACUAUUUAUAAAAGAGAAUCUAAUCAUUUUUUUAAACUUGGGGCAGAACAUAAGCUUCCUGAAGCAAAAAUAACCGGAAUAUGUUCAAGAUACUGGUGUCCAUUAUUCUAUCCAGUGCAGAUAGCCCGUUAUGACUGGAAUAAAUAUGGUUGCCUAAUGGAACUUCAUUAUGAACAAUAUUUCCAACCAAUUAUUUCCCUGUAUGAUGGUGAUAAAUACGUUAGAAGGGUUGAAACAAAUUUCAUAUUAUGGGAAAUGGAAGGCAGAACAGACUAUGGGUACACUUCAUCCAUGAAAGAAGAAGGUUGCUUAUACAAGGCACAGUCUUGGCCCAUGAUGCUUAAUGCAAGUCAAAACUCUACACUGGAUGAAAUAUGGGGACCACAGAACAGUACAGAUGAAGGACUGUAUGAGCAGUAUCAGAUUUUAAACAUGACCUCUAGAAACUCCAUUGUUUGGUCUACUAGUCACAGUGGCAUUUACGUGUUCAGAGUGAGGAUAAUAGACCCAAACUACAGUUUUUGUGAUUUAAAAGCAUUCUUUGCAGUCCGUACAUAUGGUAUAAUUGAAAGGUCAGAUAUAUCUUCAGUUUUGUUAUAUUCAUUUCUCAUAAUCUGCAUUUUUGGGGUCUUCCUCAUUUUAAGCUACUUCAGAUAUACAAAAAUUUUUCAAGAGCUCAAACGUGCUGAUGAGAAGAGAGCAUCACCUGAAGAGCAAGAGAAUUAG
Messenger RNA from Tinamus guttatus (white-throated tinamou), 1183 nucleotides. The record is from RefSeq and is a predicted model, not a curated record. Lineage: Eukaryota; Metazoa; Chordata; Aves; Tinamiformes; Tinamidae.